Anarrhichthys ocellatus (wolf-eel) is the source of this 2114-nucleotide messenger RNA. RefSeq lists its product as uncharacterized. NCBI's taxonomy places the organism in Eukaryota, Metazoa, Chordata, Actinopteri, Perciformes, Anarhichadidae. The coding region runs from base 484 to 1674 and encodes 396 amino acids. The transcript has 8 exons. The record is from RefSeq and is a predicted model, not a curated record.
AAAGAAUUAACAAAAUCCCACUAAAAUAUAUCUCCUACUUCUAUCGAGUGCUUGCACUUGAGACAGAUAGCAGUCGACUCCAUCGCGGAUCCGCCCUCAGGUCGGCAUAUCCGCCGUACUGUCUCCACUCAGUUCGGCCAUUGCGCACAGGAUACGGGCCGCCCACGGAUCGCGCACCAUCAAACAGCGGACUCGCUGCGGACACAAGGCGGAUCCGCACAUCGAACGCACCCUUUUCCGCCCCAUUUCAAAUACUGCAGGCAGCAGACAGCCUACCAUUAGGACCCAAGCAACAGGGGGCAAUAAAAGGGGGUGGGAAGUUCACCUGGGCCUUUCCUCCUGUAUGCAGACAAACCUGAGAGAGCAGCUCGAGGCCAGCCUUUGUUUGGUGACUGAUUUGAGCUUUAACCUCGCUGCACUGUGAGAAGGCGGUAACGUGUAACAGAUCCGUGAUCCCUACAGACGGCCUGCAGUUCAGAUAAAAUGAAUAGAAAGACGGGGCCCGUCUCCAGGUCCACCGUAACACGGAGGGCCCGUCAAAAAGUUGAAAGACUUUCAGAAAUGAGGGAUAACUGCUCAAAUCUGACUGCCUUUCAACGGACACUAGAGAGGGAACACCAAGAUGUCGGAGAGUUUUUUGAAGAAAGUCUAAAUUGUACAGAUGAGCCAACUUGUCGCGACGCUGCAACUGGAGUAGUCUUUCGUGAGGACGGGGGCAUGGAAGUCAAACCUGGACCUGACUGGAAGAUGUAUGAUGUCAGAGUAAUUAAAUCAUGUGGUAAUUGCUUGGAGACACGACAUCGUUUGAAGAAAUCUUGCAACACAUCUGAUCUACAGUCAGAAGAGUCAAUUCAAAUAAAGAGAGAGCCAAAGCAGAUUCAUAUCUUCGGGGACUCUGAUGAUGAUGAUGAUGACGACGAUGAGAAGAAAAAUCCUCCAAAAAAGAAAGCCAGAGGUCCAACCACUAGCAGCACAGUUGCCCCGCCUCCACCUCUUCCACUCUCUCCAUCACCUCCACCUCUUCCACUCUCUCCAUCACCUCCACCGUUGGAAAGUAGAAGACGAGCAGGAGAGCAAACGCCUUCUGCCAGCCAGGUGUACAGACCUACUUGGCGAGGGGGGCGGUGUGGAUCAGACACCAUUGUCUGCUCUGCUGCUGAAGCUCAUAUUAUGAGCUUACUGGAGAACAUGAAACACCAGCAAGACCUAUUGAUUACCAGAGUAAACUAUCUCACCAACAUGCUACACCCAACUGGCCAAGAAGUGGAAGUGGCCGACCCAGAACAGUUCCCGUUGAACUCACUGGAGGAAGUGGUACUUUUUGAGGACCGCCUUAAAGAUCCCUUAAACUCUCAGCUGAAGAAGAGUGUGAUUUCUUCCCUGGCAACCAUCGGAGGACAUGACAUCAAACAUGUUACACGGAACAUCCUUGCCCGCAUGUUCAGUGAUGAUGUUGGGAAGAGAAUCAACUGGAAAGGGGUAAAUGGGAAAAAGUCCUUCAGCCAGAUGGAGUCGAAGACUUUGCUCCUGCAUGCCGUCAGAAAGAAUCAUGUCUCGUGUGAUGCCACAGAUGAUGAGAUUCUGAAACACGCAAUUAGGUGGUUCAACCUGGCAGCAGACAGGGGAAGCUCCAGGAGGCGUGUCACUGUCCGCAUCCCCACUGAACAGGCCUAAACAUGUGUUAUACAUGUGAUGUUGUACAUGUCAUACAUGUGAUGUUAUACAAUCCUUGUAAAUGGAUUUCAUUUAAUAAAAAACUUUGAUACUUUUCAUGGUUACAUUUAUUUUUCAUUCUAUUCAGUAAAUGGGCUGUAAUGGCCUUUCUUUUUUUAAGAUAAUGUUUUGCCUUUUGUUAGAUGGUUGGGAUUAGAACCCAGGGAGCUGAUGAAAGGACUGUUAUUAUUAGAGGAUUUUAUUGUUACUUGCAGAGUCCACUGUUGGAUAUAAAUGCACCUGGGAUUUUACACAAACUACGCAUUUAUGCUCUCCAGUGUAACUGUAGAUUUUAAGUCUUGAAUAAAUUACACAUAUUAUUAAUAGAGCAAUAUAGAUGUUGGUCAGCUUGAUUUGAGAUAUUUAUGUAGUUGGUUUUGAGUAAAGGAUUCGCGUCAUGA